Messenger RNA from Ascochyta rabiei, 1119 nucleotides. RefSeq lists its product as uncharacterized. The transcript has a single exon. Lineage: Eukaryota; Fungi; Ascomycota; Dothideomycetes; Pleosporales; Didymellaceae. The record is from RefSeq and is a predicted model, not a curated record. The coding region runs from base 1 to 1119 and encodes 372 amino acids.
AUGAAUCUAUGCAGCAUUACUGAAACUAUCCCAGAGCGACGAGGUCGUAUAGACACUCCGAUACUAGAAACGCUCGACGAACGCCGCCGAACAUGGCUGUACCUUCUCCGCAACCAACACUACGAGCCUCUGAUCUUCGAUAUACUCAACGACGAGCUUCCGAAGUAUGCAACCAGCUGCGCCAUUGACCCUGCUGAGUUAACUAUACUCACGCGUGAAUGCGCCCUUAUCUUGGCAUCAGCACCUCGCGUCUUCUUUGCAGCAGUAGAAGGCAGUCUAGUAGGUCGCAUGAUUUCUGACACUGAACUUCAAGCAGAGUACGCAUCCAUACAGCAGCGCGCGCAUCACCAGCCCUCGAUCUAUGCUCACCUCCUCGCUGACGACCGGGGUAAUGCGCCAACACCAAAUCAGUGCCUAGUCAUCCGCGAUAUGGUGCAAGACUACUUGAGCGGAGAUCCUUCUGAGCACGCUCACACCAUCGACAACGUCACACCACCACUGGUGUUACUCGAAGCAUCUACCAAAGGAUACCGUAAGUACCUCCACACCCCAAGUACUGACCGGUCACCCAAGCGAGUCGCAACCCUCCAACGCUUCUGCAGCGGGAUCACACUCCGCUAUACUCAGACAUCACCACACCUUCACAAUACGCCUCUUCCCUACCCACCUAGUGAAGUCGGCUACGCACUCCAAGCCCAUCGGCGACUGGCACAGCACCGCGCCCACCGGUCCUCCAACCACGUCAUGAACCUCGUCGAAGAUAUAUGCACGCAACUUUUCCGCACCAACGCACUGACACAGCACUUUGAAAUGCACCAGUUCGUAAUUUACCUCAUCUUCCGGCCUUCCCAGGCAGCCAUUGCGGAGAUCUUCUGCUCGGGGCUGCUGCAGUGCUGGGUCGAGGGUGGGGGGUUCAACGCGUGUCCGGCUGGGCGGAGCGUCGCGAGUUCGAGGCGGGUGAGUGCUGGGCAGUGGAGAGUCUAUGAGGAGGCAGCUAGGGAGGUGAGUCUACUGGAUGCGCGAAUGGAGGGGAUGAAGGAGAGAGCGGAGGUUUGGAGGGAGGCGUUGUGCUGGGAGGAUGAGGACGGAGAUGUAGAGAAGAAAGGCGUGAAAGGAUGA